CCAACACCUUCACAUCUCGUUUUUUGCAUUGAAUUCCUCUAACCACAUUGAUGAGCACCAGACUACUAACUCCUGCAAUGAUAUUGGUGCAUUCUCAGAAGACUACUCGUGUUACAGUGCUGUAACCAGUUUUGGUGUUGAACGCGAGUAUUUUUAUGAAAUUCAAAUUUAUUUUUUCAACUCAGAUUUAGAUGACUGAGUCGUGCUUUUAGAACUAGAAGUUGUCAUAGAUAUAUUCUAUUUCGCUCAUCAUCUGCUUGAUCGAACAAUUUUCUCAUCAUCAUCAUCUUCCUCAAACAAGUACUGAGAAAAUGUUGCGCAAGUUCCCUGCUCGCCGUCGCUCAGACGGCGCUCGUCCCAACAACAAGCCCAGUCGCGAUGCUCGCAGACCACGAGGCCUACGAGGUGCCAUUGGCUCUCUGCAGAGCCUGUUCGAACGAGAAGAGGAGACUAGCAGGGAUCCACCAUUCCGCAAAGAAGAGACUUACCUCGCACCUUCGCCUGAAGUGAUGCUAAAUUCCAGUUAUGAUGGAUUGACGAGUUCGAGUUGCACUACGACAACUACUGGGACUACGAUGAAUCUGGCAGCUGCAGGAGGUACUAUAGGUGCUGUGGGAGGACCUGCUGGAUUUGGAGACGGGACCACAGGUAGUAUCGUGGGACCUCCUCCUCUACCUCCUAGAGUAGGUGCAGGAGGAAACGUCAUAAAUUUUCGUCGUGGCGCAGAUCUACCCCAUGCUAGACCCCAAUUGCCACCAGUAUUUGAAGAAACCCCUGUCGGAGAAGGACUAAAUCAUGUUGAUGAUCGAGCUUCUGGUAAUAAUCCUAUUAAUGGACGACAUGGCUCGCCUCCUCGUACGUCAAGAAGCAACAGAAGUGCGAGUCAUUCUCCUGAGCGGGGAACUGGCGAUCGCAGUUCUGGUAAAAAUUCUUCUAGUAGACCUUCAAGCAGCAAACGAGAAGGAGGUGGCCGUUCAUCGAGGACUAAACGAGAUUCAUCUAGACAAGACUAUUCCGAAUCUCCGGAUCAUCUUCAUGGAGAAAGGCGUAGAAAAAGACGUCAUAGUGAAGAAUCCUCCCGUGAAUCUGGGAACAACAAAAGGGAACACAGUAGACGUACUUCAGGAGAAAGACGACCGUCCUCUAGUUCAUCCUCUAGCAGAGGUAUGCAAAAUAUGGUUGGAAACGGGGCAAAUUUAAUACUUGCUAGUGUGGAUAUGGUAGGUGAUGAGCAAGUUGGCGCUCCUGGAGCGAGUAUAACGCAGCCAAUUAUAUCAGAGGAAGGUGAAGAGGCUUUUGUUCCAGAAGGUCAAUAUGUUUAUGACGAAUCACCCGCUACUCAAGAGCCUAGUAAAGGUGACGAAGAAUCAACAUCGUCAAGGACAAGCGAAAACAAGAAAGACGACGAUGCCACCUCCUCCCUUCCCGAAGACGUUGCCUCCGCUUUAGAAGCGUCCACACGAGAAGCGGUGCCUCUACCUGCUCUGGUAGGUGGACUAGAGUCGGAGGACCUUAGCAGACCAGGGUCAGCGAUCUCACGUACUUCUAGUAACGCUCCUCGUCAGCAGAGUCGUUUGAUGGCUCCUAGUGCGGCAGCUCGUAUCAAGAUCGCGGAAAUGUUCCAGAAAACAUAUGGAUAUGGGGCGAAUCAAAUUGCACCCACUGUUGUACCCCCAACUCCGAGAACAGGUCCAGGUGUUCCCGAAGAGGAGAUGGGAAAAGACCCAACUACAAGGGCUACAACUGUGUGUGUCCUGGAUGCCAGCACAUGGAGUGUGAACACUGCAGGAGACCAUCGCUCCGCACCCGCAGCUGGAGGACCUGCUAGUCCACGAGGCGCAGCCCAGAAACCCCACGAUCAUACUAGCGACUUACCACCCCAUACACCUAGAUCCGAAGGCACAGAAACCUCGGAAGCGCGUCGACGAGCUCGGCAAGGAGGUGGAAAUAAACAUAUGGACGCAAGUUCACACAAAGUCGCAGGCGCAGCAGCUGAAGGCGGUGAUCAACUACACCAAGGAGGCGGGCACCAUGUCCGCGUAGCUCAGGCCACGCACCGUGCUCCUGGUGGUCAACGACUGAGCGCUAAGGAUGCGAAAAACAAAAGUUCCCUCUCUUACCGCUUGAUCACGUCUCGGAGAUUCGAGAUUUUCAUCGGUUUUUUCAUCGGGUUAAACGCGUUGUGGAUGGGGAUCGAGUACCAGAUGCCCAUAGAGUUCGUGAAUGAGCACUUCAUCUACUUCCAGAUCGCUGACUUGGCUUUUUUGAUCAUCUUUUUCUUGGAAUUGUCUGCCAGAGUCCACGUCUUUGGCAUCAAGAUGGUCCUGAGUCAACCGAUUUACGCUUUGGACGCGUUUAUCGUCAUCACGGGCGUAGCCAUCGAAGUCGCGCUGCCUCUGUCGGUGGGCGGGUUUUUGUCUGGGAAAACGUUGGACGAAGGCGAUGAGGGGGUACUGAAUUUUUCUCUAUUUCGGUUUUUACUGUACUUCUUAACUUAAAGAUAAUUUCAUUCGCUUGGCUCAUUUUUAUCUUCAGAUUUCUUCUCGUGCCUGUGCUGCCUGAGGACCUUGUUUUGGGUAAGUAGUCUGAGUCGUAGGUAAAGAACCUAGGUUAUCCUCAUUUUGUCAACUUAUCUCUACUAGUUGUAGUUUCCUGUUUCAUUCCAACGGCACUAACAAGCACCACAAUGAUCACAACAGCUCCGUCUCCUCCGCAGUGCUCGUAGUCUCCGUGCUCUCCGUAUCUUGCGCGUGAUCACUUUGAUCGAAAACCUUUGGGGUGUGGUCGAGCUCUUCUUCUUCUCUCUCCCACCGUUGUUUUGGACUGUGCUGUUUAUUCUGAUCAUCAUCUACCUCUUCACGAUCUUCUCGAUCGUGCUCUUGGGUCGAUCGAAUAUGGGUUCCGAUCCUACGAUUUUGGAAGCGCAGGCGAAUUUCGACCGAACGGCGAACACGUUUCUGAGCAUAUUCCAGAUCAUGACCUUGGACGGAUGGAGUGACUUGACGAAGCCCUUUUUCGAAGCUCAUCCGUGGACCUACGUGUGGUUCUUGCUCAUUAUCGCUGUCACGGCGUUUGCGAUGAUGAACUUGAUCACGGUGUCGGUCUUGGAAACUGCAAGAGAAGCACAGGUAAAACGGAGUUGAAAUGGGUAGCUGAGUUCAGGUUUUUUUUGUGGCAUUGGCAUAAUGUGAGUUUUAACGUAAAUAUGUAUAGUUUUCUCAUCAUCUGCGCUGCAUUUUUUCAUUCGUCAUCUACUCAUCCACCUCACAGGCCAAGAACAAGGAGCACGAGGAUAUCCGGCAAAAGAUGGAGGCUAUUCAAGACUUGUACGAUUUCCCCGGUGAAGGCAACGAACUCACGACUAAGGAGUACUUCAUGUCACAUUGGAAACACAGCAAGACUUUCAAGUCCGUCUUCGAACAGCUAGACCUGUCUCAAGACGACGCAGGUGGUUUCUUUGAUGCGUUGGACUUGGAUGGAUCAGAGUCGUUGGACCAUUUCGAGUUGAGCACAACAUACAUGGAACUGGUCCGGAACGUGUUGAACACGCCAAGUUUGGUAGCGCUGAUUCGUUCCGCACCGGACCCGAAAGAAAGAUCAGACUUAUUGAAGGUAUUUUUUUUUUGAUACUUACAACGAGUCUUUCAUUCUCUUUUUACUUGUUUUAGUUUUAGCAUUUAUAAGAUGAUGGAAAUAGUGGAUGCGAAUUGUUGAAGAUAGUACUUCGACUUCGUUAGCUGUAGAGUAGAACUCCAUCUAGUAGCUAGAUGAAGUAGAUAUUUGACAAAUCCAACUCCUUGAGACAAGUUCUUGCUGUGACAUUCAAAUUUCAGGACCACGUUCUCAAUCUCAGGACGUUCUCAAUCAAUCAUGCUCUCAUCAACAUCAUAAAAAUACCCCACCUCCACCUCACAGAGUACAAUGGAGCGGUCGCAGCAGCAGCGUGUGGCCGAAGAGCAAAAACAAGCCAUUGCCGCGUUGCAAGAGACUUUGGACAGAUUUCAGCGGGAAAUGUUCGAGCUAUUGCCCUCUAUGGUACGCCGUGAAAUGGAGAUGCACUUGCCCAGGAGUGUAAAUGUCGACGACGAACCAAGUGGAAGCGGAGAAAGUCAGAAUGUUCCUUCUACAAAGGGUGUGAUGAAAAAAGGUACUGCAUCUUCGAUGCCAGCGGUCAUGGGAGGAGUUGGUCAGCAACAAGGCCAAGGAGGCAGUGCUCAGAAUCAGAAAAGUAGCGGUAACAAGUCUCAGAGUAAAGGCACUAUUGUAGAGGUCGAUCCAAGUCGGAUAAUCCCGGAAGGAGGCACCGUAGUGCGAUCUGGGGAUAUCACAAGCUACGUGAUGCAAGGGUACAACCCGGCAGAAGCGAUCCGGAAGACGAGCGCUAGAGACUUUGUCAUUUAGGGGUGGAUUUUCUAUGAUUAAUACGUUUUCUUCAGUAACGUCAACAACAAAAUUGGAUUUUGACUCACUGAAAAUGUAAGGCCAUCAAAGGUGUGUGCUAAUCGCAUUUAACAACCUAAUCUUCAAUAAAAACUUGUACAAUGUUUUCAUCAAGAAAAUGCAAGAUUUCUCAUAAGUAAUCACCGUGUAAAAAGAGAUGAACAGACUUGACGAGUAUGCAGACCAACAAGCGUAUUGUUCAGUGAAAAAUAUUAGACAGUAUGAUUAUCCUUGAACACGAUUAUGAUAAUAUUUCCAUUUCGUUUCUCAUAUUAUGAUGUAGCUAGUCGAUGUAUUCGAUGGAAUGAAUCCUUUCUUGUAUUACAACAUGGUCCUUGUAGCGUAGCUAGUAGGAGGUUAAGCUUCAGAAAUCUAAGGUCACCUACAUCGGUAUGUAGGAUGAUUGUUGAGAAAAAUAUGCAGUCUUUUGCGUGUUAUUGCAGCUAGGUAGUGUUAUUGAUCCAAUCCAAAAAAAAAGAUGAAAUAGAGAUGAAAAUGACUUCUUGUUAGGAUUCAGAAAAUAAGAUGAAUUCUUUGAACAGAUACUGAACAGCAAAAAAAGGUAAAGGGUAGUUGUAGAGCCGAAACAGAUGACCGAUGAAUAACGCUGACUUCUAGAUCCUCGUCAUCGAAGGUGCAACAUCGAUCCAUUCAG
Amoebophrya sp. A25 is the source of this 5095-nucleotide messenger RNA. The record is from the annotation of a GenBank genome assembly. NCBI's taxonomy places the organism in Eukaryota, Dinophyceae, Syndiniales, Amoebophryaceae.